AUGUCAGCAGUGGUCACCCGCAAGCGUGGUCGUUCGCAGUCAGCAGAGAAGCAGCAACAGCAGCAAGAACGCCGGGAUACAGCUCACCCGUCAAAACGCGACAACGUACACGAAGAUGAGAAGUCCGCCAUUCGACACCUAGUGACGUCCAUUCUACAGGACUGGCAGGGCGCGCAGCGACUUCUCAAGGAAGACAUUAUACGUACUGUUCUACGCCGUGUACGCCCGGUACUUAUGUCACAGCCUAUGUUGGUAAGAUUGGAGGCCCCUGUAAAUGUAUGCGGUGACAUUCAUGGUCAGAUUAAUGAUCUCGUAGAGAUUUUCCGCGCUGGUGGUAUGCCGCCUGCAUCACGGUACUUGUUUCUUGGAGACUAUGUGGAUCGGGGUAAGUAUGGCACCGAGGUGAUUAUUGUGCUUCUUGGACUGAAAGUGCUGUACCCUGACAAAAUGUACAUUCUGCGCGGUAACCAUGAGUCUGACAGUAUUUGUAGAAUUUAUGGCUUCUUCGAUGAGGUUAAAAGACGUUUCUCAGUGAAGCUGUUUAAGGAGUUCACAGAUGUUUUUAACUGUCUCCCCAUUGCCGCCCUUAUUGAGGAGAUCGCUCUCUGUAUGCAUGGUGGUCUGAGUCCAGAGCUGCAGCACCUGGAGCAGAUCAACCAAAUCAGGCGUCCGCUGGUGGUGCCGGAUAUGGGAUUGGCGUGUGAUAUUCUCUGGUCUGACCCGGAGGAGAACAGCAGCGGUUGGCUGCAAAGCGAACGUGGUGUGAGUUACACAUUCGGCGAAGAUGUUGUGCGGCGCAUGUGCGAGAAGCUGAACAUCGACAUUGUGCUGCGUGCCCAUCAGGUGGUUGAUAACGGUUACGCCUUCUUUGCAGAUAGGCGGCUCGUGACAAUCUUUAGCGCCUCAAAUUACUGUGGAGAGUUCACGAACAGCGGGGCUAUGAUGGUAAUGGACGAGACGUGCAAAUGUAGUUUUCAGAUAUUUAAACCACAGUACUAA
This is a messenger RNA of Trypanosoma theileri, 999 nucleotides long. Its product is annotated as serine/threonine-protein phosphatase PP1 beta. Gene Ontology annotation, cellular component: nucleus; cytoplasm. Gene Ontology annotation, molecular function: protein serine/threonine phosphatase activity. The transcript has a single exon. Lineage: Eukaryota; Euglenozoa; Kinetoplastea; Trypanosomatida; Trypanosomatidae. The coding region runs from base 1 to 999 and encodes 332 amino acids. The record is from RefSeq and is a predicted model, not a curated record.